UGCCGACUAAGAUCACUAGAGACUCUCUCUCCGUCUAUUUUAUCUGUAUCCCAUUUGGUUUUGUGUGUGUGAAAUGAAACGAGAGAUCACCACUAUUUAUUUUAGGAUCAAUUUUCGAUACAAAAUGCAAAAAAAUUGAAAAGAAAGAAAGCCAAUUUAGAAAGAAAAAAAAAAUCGAGCGAUUGGGAGGGAAAGCCAUUGAAACAACAUUUAAGAAACCCAACCAAAAAAAGCUCCGAUAAAAUUUUCAAGGAGGAAGAAGAAGAAUGGCCGUUAAUGGUGACAAGGUUUCAGGUGAAGAAUCAGCUUCAGAUCGUCCGGUUAGAGUCUACGCCGAUGGGAUCUUCGAUUUGUUCCACUUCGGCCACGCUCGCGCCAUCGAACAAGCCAAGAAAUCGUUUCCGAACACGUAUCUGCUCGUAGGAUGUUGCAACGACGAAAUCACCAACAAAUUCAAAGGGAAGACGGUGAUGACAGAGUCCGAGCGCUAUGAAUCUCUCCGACAUUGCAAGUGGGUCGAUGAAGUGAUUCCAGAUGCGCCAUGGGUUCUCACCACAGAGUUCAUCGAUAAGCAUAGGAUUGACUACGUAGCUCACGAUGCGCUUCCCUGUUUCUUUGGGUUUCUGCAGGUGAAGUCGAUAGGGAAGUUUAAAGAAACUAAACGAACAGAGGGGAUAUCGACAUCAGACAUAAUCAUGAGGAUAGUGAAAGAUUACAACCAGUAUGUGUUGCGUAAUCUUGACCGAGGCUAUUCAAGAGAAGAGCUCGGUGAGAAGAGGCUUAGAGUGAACAUGAGACUGAAGAAACUACAAGAGAAAGUGAAAGAACAGCAAGAAAAGAUACAAACCGUAGCAAAAACUGCUGGGAUGCACCAUAACGAGUGGGUUGAAAACGCUGAUCGUUGGGUUGCUGGAUUUCUUGAAAUGUUUGAGGAAGGUUGUCAUAAAAUGGGAACAGCCAUCAGAGAUGGGAUCCAGCACCGGAUAUUGAGGCAGGAAUCAGAAGAGAACCGUCGCAUGCUUCUUAAUGGACUGACAAAUGCGGAAGACGAAGAUAUUUCCAGUGAAGAUGAGUUUGCACAAGGAGAGGAAACAUUUCAUGAUGAUGAAGAUAGCUUAAAUGUGAGCAACAAAGAGAAUGAAACAGUAAAGAAAUGAGAGUUUUUGGCACCAAAGUGUUAACAAAUUCCACAGUUAGUGGCAUAUUAGGCUUUGUUUAUUCUGUUCAACUGUUUUCGCAAAUCUCUACUUGUUUAUAUAAGACUAAAACGCAGCAGAAAAUUUAAAGUAGUCACUGAUAUAUAAUUUAUCAUCAAAAGACUCGAAAUAAUUACAUUACAAAGAAAUAGAUAAACAAAUAAAUUCAAUCCAUUAAAAGCAAGAAAGAACAACAUGAAAUAAAUAAUUUUUCAGCAUUUGCAGAAGGUGAGAAGCUUGACAUCAGCGACUGAAUCUCUCUUCUUUCUAGAUUUCUUGAAGUGUUUCGAAGCUGCUUUUAGCAAACCAUCCCACCCCUUGGUGGGAAUAGCGAAGCAGCCAAUUUUAGUUGAAUCUUCAUUCUUCAUGUCUAAUUUCACUAACUUACUCUUCUUCUUCUUCUUCUUUUUCAUUGAGAUCUUCAUAUUCAUCUUCUUCUUGCGUUCUUGAAACUCUCCGAGCUCAAGGUUCCGACAAACGCAACUGUCGGAAUCAAAGUCUAGAUCUGAAGGAGUAGAGUAGUUUCGAGGCAAGAGAGGAGACCAGAGAGAGCUCUGUGUGUAGUCGAAUCCGAAAGCAGAGUUAUCUGGAAAUUUACCGAGAAGCUCUCGACACAUUACUGGCUGUAAGUAUUCAACUACUUUUGUUGUAAUAAGAGGAAAAUUCUCCUUCUCUUCUUCUUCUUCUUCCUGUAGAUUUAACCGUUUCGCCAUUUUUUUCUCCUCUUACCACUUUUUUUUUUAAUUGUUGUUUCAGAUCUUUUUCGCUUUU
This is a messenger RNA of Thlaspi arvense, 1967 nucleotides long. NCBI's taxonomy places the organism in Eukaryota, Viridiplantae, Streptophyta, Magnoliopsida, Brassicales, Brassicaceae. The record is from the annotation of a GenBank genome assembly.